Molecule: messenger RNA, 609 nt
Organism: Fusarium proliferatum ET1
Lineage: Eukaryota; Fungi; Ascomycota; Sordariomycetes; Hypocreales; Nectriaceae
Exons: 3
Coding region: 1-609 (202 amino acids)
Source: RefSeq, a predicted model, not a curated record
AUGGAGCCAGUUGAGGAUAUCACUGACUUGAGCUGUGAACCGAGUGAACAAGCCACCUUGAUGCCGCCAUUUAUCGGCCCUCAGUCCAUAGACCUACUAGGAUGGAUAACCGGCUAUUUGAGAGAAUCCAGCUUGCCACCUGAAGUCCAUCCUGCGGUUGCAGAGGCGAGUCGUAUUGUCCUGGCUUCUGACAAGGUUUCGGAGGAGCUACUCGACGGCAGCCCCAUGGGGAGUUCCCAAGCCCCAAACAUUGGAGAGUUCGGUCUCCAAAAAAGCCUUGCUGACCUUGAAGCUAAGCACGGAAAGAAUGCAAACGAUUCAAGGUAUCAAUUUUAUGAUUCGGUACAUAUACCCGACGAUGAAACAAGACCAAACACGGCCAGAAGAUCACGCCCUAGAGCCAAACAAAGCGACUGCAGCAAAAGCACCGAUUCCACCAAAUUCAAUCCAGGGACAGCGCCAGAUGAAAAAGGCCCUAUGCUGCUCAAAACUGUGGAAGAUGCUAUACAACGGUUGAUUGUACCUGAACUCAAUGUAAAACACGAGAAAGCUCAGCUAGGACGCCGUUUCACUGGAGAAGAAGUCUCUCGCUACAUGAGCUCUUGCUAA